AUCGCCUUGGAAACGAGUUGUUUAUUAUGUUAGCCGUGAGCUAAUACCCGCGCGCUUCAUCUAGCUGUCUUUCGAUGUGUAUCGGUAGAUCGUGCUGAUUUGACACUUUAAGCAAAUGUUUUAAACCUCAAUUUAUUCUUUUUAUUAUACACAAUAUAAAUGCCAAACUGUUGUUUUAGUAGCUAGCUUGCUAGCUAGCUUAGGAAAAAUAAGCCUCUAGUCAAAAUUUUCUAUACUUAAAUGCGUUCAAGAUGAAAAUAUUAUUAAUUGGACCAAGCGAGUGUGGGAAAACAGCAUUGGCCAAUUUUCUGUCUGACACCACAGAAACUAUCGGAGCGGACUACAGCCCUACACAAGGAGUAAGGAUACUUGAGUUUGAAUCACACAAUUUAUCUAAUGGCAACAAAAAUUCUUCAUGUGAAGUGGAACUAUGGGAUUGUGCGGGCGAUUUCAAGUUUGAAUCGUGCUGGCCAGCUCUGAUGAAAGACUCCAAUGGAGUAGUUAUUGUGUUUAACCCAGAUGUGCCCAGUCAUCUCAAGGAAGUAGAGACCUGGUACUCUACAUUUAUCUCCUCACAGGGUCUACAGGAGGCCCAGUGUCUGCUCAUAGCACAUCACAAACCAGGGAGCGGGGCUGACACUACCCGUCCAUCGUUAGCCCCACAGUUAAACAAGUUGCCGCUCAUUCACUCAAACCUCGAGGAAGAACCUGAAGAUGUCCGACAGGAGUUUCACAAAUACUUGGGAAAUGUUAUGAGGAUGCUAUCAGAAAAUCAGGAGCGAGAAGAAAUGUCAAUUAUUACCUAAUUUUGUAUAUAAAUUUUUCGUUCCACUUUUGUACCCCCCUCCCCUCCACAAUUGCAUUAAAAAUCACUUUGACCUGGUAAAACUA
Molecule: messenger RNA, 891 nt
Organism: Puntigrus tetrazona (Sumatra barb)
Lineage: Eukaryota; Metazoa; Chordata; Actinopteri; Cypriniformes; Cyprinidae
Gene: ift22
Product: intraflagellar transport 22 homolog (Chlamydomonas)
Exons: 5
Coding region: 252-806 (184 amino acids)
Biological process (GO): intracellular protein transport
Cellular component (GO): endomembrane system
Molecular function (GO): GTPase activity
Source: RefSeq, a predicted model, not a curated record